AAAAAUCUUAUAAAAGCUCUUAUUCUUUUUAUAUUUAAAAAAAAUAAUAAUUUAUAUCUUUAUAUAAAUUACAGGAGUCUUAAUAAGAUUUUAAUAAAGAAUUAUUAUUCUUUAUCUCUUAUUUCAGAAAUUCUUGAUAGAAUCUUAAAUAAUAAAUAUUUUUUAAAAAUUAAUAUUAAGAAUAUCUACUACUGA
Aspergillus costaricaensis CBS 115574 is the source of this 195-nucleotide messenger RNA. RefSeq lists its product as uncharacterized. The transcript has a single exon. The record is from RefSeq and is a predicted model, not a curated record. NCBI's taxonomy places the organism in Eukaryota, Fungi, Ascomycota, Eurotiomycetes, Eurotiales, Aspergillaceae. The annotation marks the transcript as partial.